UCACCCCUUCCUGCGUUUCGUCACCAAACACCGACUCGAUGCAGCCAAUCACUGUUGAGAGCGCGUUGAUCGAGAAACUGAAAAUGGCGGAAAGCAGCACAGAAAUCACAUUCAAAAAGAAUACGGUAAGCAAACUCCUGUUAAACUUCUUCAAGGAGGAGAAAACAAAAGUAAGUUCAGAUGCGGUGUUGCUUAUGGCGGAGAUGCUGUAUGUGUUUGUUGAAGAAGCUGCACAAAGAACAAUAAAACAGGCUGUAGCAGAGGACUGUGACAAAAUGGACAUAGAACAUUUUGAGAAGAUCCUACCUCAACUGCUUUUGGAUUUCUAGUGGCCAGAAGAUGGAACCAGAGAGCUGUCCUGUCCUCUGUUCAGCCCAUGUAUAUCAUUGUAUUGUACUUAUUUUUCUUGACUUACAUUAAACACUCUCAAAUGGG
Molecule: messenger RNA, 435 nt
Organism: Esox lucius (northern pike)
Lineage: Eukaryota; Metazoa; Chordata; Actinopteri; Esociformes; Esocidae
Gene: cenpx
Product: centromere protein X
Exons: 5
Coding region: 39-329 (96 amino acids)
Biological process (GO): replication fork processing; kinetochore assembly; DNA repair
Cellular component (GO): FANCM-MHF complex; Fanconi anaemia nuclear complex
Molecular function (GO): protein heterodimerization activity
Source: RefSeq, a predicted model, not a curated record